Molecule: messenger RNA, 561 nt
Organism: Priapulus caudatus
Lineage: Eukaryota; Metazoa; Priapulida; Priapulimorpha; Priapulimorphida; Priapulidae
Product: stimulator of interferon genes protein-like
Exons: 3
Coding region: 150-512 (120 amino acids)
Biological process (GO): positive regulation of macroautophagy; positive regulation of type I interferon production; innate immune response
Cellular component (GO): autophagosome; endoplasmic reticulum membrane
Molecular function (GO): 2',3'-cyclic GMP-AMP binding; cyclic-di-GMP binding
Source: RefSeq, a predicted model, not a curated record
UAUCAUUGGGAGAAGCACUUGCAUAUAACUACUUUGCUGGCUACCUAAAUCUGGUAUUGCUUAGUGUAGCUGAUAGGAUCAGCAGCAGUAAAUAUGGCCAAAGCACAACAAAUAAGAAGUUGUUUAUUCUAAUCCCUGCUAAUGGUGAGAUGUCAGGGAAGCUGCAGGACGUCGACAAGCGCAUACGACAGGUUGGAACGUUAGCUCCAUUGAUGAUAGACAGAGCUGGAUUCAAAAGAAAGUACCCUAACAACGUCUAUGGAUUAGUUCAUGAUGAAAAGGAGGUAACAUUCGUCGCUGACAUGCCAGCAAAUCUGCUCACGCUCCGAGACAUGACAAAAGAUUUCGAGCUGACUGGCUUCACAGAGCAGGAUAAGCUGCAGGAGGUCCAGAAGUACGCUGCGUUCUUGAAGAAAAUUCUAGAGAGGCAAUCCCAUCUGGCGGAGACGUACAAAAUUGUUGUCUACAAUGAAGAUGCUGCAAUGAUGGAUGCUGUUCAGCACUUUCUUUGAAAUUGAGGCGAGGCCAUGCAUCCAAAUAUGAAUAAAAAUUGAAUUUUGA